AUGAAGCAGCAACAACAGCAGAAUCAAUUUCAACCACACAAGUUUGGUGGCAGUGUCCUUUUCAUAGUUGGUGCCCUAAGUUUAAUGGUCGUCAGUGUACAGGGAGAUGCAUAUUUAAAAGAAGCACCCUCAUUUUUAAAACCAUGUGCCCUAAGCGACCCCAAUAAUGGCGUAUGUUUAGCAAAAGCUGUUCAAAAUGUGUUCACAAACUGGAGAGAAGGUAUUCCUGGCUUAAAGAAUUUGGGCAGCAUUGACCCAUUCCAUGUGAAAAAGGUAAAUUUGGAACAAAACAAUCAGAAUAUUAACUUGAAGAUAAAUCUUAAGGAUGUGAUAUUCACAGGACUGUCGCAGACUACUAUUACAAAAGCCAGCAUCAACGAUGAAUACAAUUUCAAAUUUUUAGUAAAAAUUCCACUACUGCAAAGUAAGGGAGAUUAUCGCAUGAAAGGCAGUAUUUUGCUUUUACGUUUGGACAGUACAGGCCUCAUGGAAACUGACGCUUCUGAUGUCGAUGUUCUUUUCUCCCUUAAGGCCAAACUCAUUGAAGCGAACAAUCACAAAUUCUUCGAUAUUACCGGUAUCAAAUCGUCUAUUAAAAAUAUCGAUAGGUUCCACAUUAAUUUCAGUAAUCUAUUUAAUGGCAAUGUGGAAUUGGAGCAGAGUGCCAAUGCAGUGUUCAAUCAAAAUUGGCAUGAACUGUUUGAAAUAAUGCGUCCCGUUAUCGAGGAAACUUUGGAUGCCAUUGCUCUUGAUCGUUAUAAGAAAAUCUUUGGUUAUGUUCCAGCUAGUUAUUUCUUUGCGGAUUUACCUUAAAACA
Molecule: messenger RNA, 817 nt
Organism: Calliphora vicina (urban bluebottle blowfly)
Lineage: Eukaryota; Metazoa; Arthropoda; Insecta; Diptera; Calliphoridae
Product: protein takeout
Exons: 5
Coding region: 1-813 (270 amino acids)
Source: RefSeq, a predicted model, not a curated record